CUUGAAGGGUGACUAGGCAGGAUGCCAUUCUACGGCAUCUUCUGAUUUGGACACAGGUCUUGUAUGGAAAGCAUCCCAGGCUGGCCUUGAAUUUUCUAUGUAGCAGAGGAUGACUUUUAACUCCUGAUCUUCCUAUCUCCAGGUUCCAAGUGCCAGGAUUACAAGCAUGCACCACCAUACCCAGCUCCUCGUGGCACCCAAUAUAUAGGACAUAGAAGAAAGAAGCACUUCUCUUUGCCUGCUUGCCCUUGCUAUCACUAGCAAGUCCAUUCCUUCACUGACAUUAGAACUUACUUCUUGGGGAUUGCAACAUAUACUGAAGACCAACUGAGACUUCUAGCCUUGUGACUUGAAAAACUACUGGAUGCUUGGACCUUCUGUGGAGAGACAACCAUUGUUGGACCAGCUGGACCACAGCCUUCUGGAAGGUUUGAAGGAGGGGACAAGAAGGCGGGAAAUGGACCUCCAAGAGUUUAAAUAGGUCACCUCAAUGCUGGGCACCAAGACAAGCAGAGGGACCCAUGAAGAUCUUCACCUGCGUUUCUGGCACCAUGCUGACACUUCGGACUCUGUUCCUGGCUGCCCUGCUUCUGGGGACUGCUCUGCAGUAUGCCAGCACUGCUCGAGCCACCAAUGUAGGCCGAGAGUGCUGCCUGGAGUACUUCAAGGGGGCCAUUCCCAUCAGGAAGCUGGUGACGUGGUACAGGACCUCAGUUGACUGUCACAGGGAUGCCAUCGUGUUUGUGACUAUCCAGGGCAGGUCCAUCUGUUCAGAUCCCAAAGACAAGCAUGUGAAGAAGGCCAUCAAACACCUCCAAAGGCUAAGGCAUUAGCCUGUGAUCGUCCCCCAGGAGCAUUUGGAGACUCCAGCGUUGGUGUCCAUGACCUCAACCCAAAGCUGCCUGCAUCCAGCAGAGGCCUUUAGAGCCCAAGAGAAGCCACAGAGUGGGAGUCCCUGUCCCCUUUUAUGGACUCAAGCUACAGGCAAAAAAACUCGGAUUAAAGUCCUCCUCCUUUA
Molecule: messenger RNA, 1018 nt
Organism: Cricetulus griseus (Chinese hamster)
Lineage: Eukaryota; Metazoa; Chordata; Mammalia; Rodentia; Cricetidae
Source: RefSeq, a predicted model, not a curated record